CAAUCUAUUCAACCUCUGGAUCAUCAACACGGUGCAUCGGCAGACAUCAAACUUCGACAGCUGGAUGAGGAGUCUCACAAGAAGAAACUGGAGGACAGUAAAGCGCAGAUCAAUGCCUUGGAAAACAGACUGCUCAAGUAUCAAGAUGAGCUGGAGCACCGGAUGAAGCAGGAUGUGCAAGACCAGGUGUCCAAGUUCAAAGAAGUCGAGCUUGCCAAAAUGCGGCUGGAGGAGAAGGCAAGAUAUCAGCAGGACGCAGCCAACUUGCGGGCCGAGCUCGAAAGGGCUAACCUUGAGAAGACUCAGAGCAUCCUGAAAUGGGAAGAGGACGAGAAGAAGCGGGUCGAAGCACGGGAGAAGGAGGUGGAGCGCCAAAACAUUGAGCUGAGACAACGGCUUUUGGAAGAAAGCAACCGUGUGAUCUUCACAGAGCAAAAGAUUCGAAACGAGGCCGAAAUGGAGGCGCGGGCAAUGAAGCUGGACUAUGAGAGCCUCAACAGACGAUACGAGCAGGCCAUGGAACACGUCAAGGACUUGCAGGAGUUCAAAGAGAGAUACACUCUCAAAAUGCAGGAGACAAUGGCGCAAUACAAGGUGGAGCUGAACCAGGAACACGCAGAACAGCUCUCGAGCGUCAAGAUCGAGAAAACAAAGAUCGAAGCCGAGUGGGAGAUCUUGAAAGAACGCCAAAAAGCCGUCGACUACAUCAUGAAGCAGGUUACCGCAUCCCAGGAGGAGCUCGAUGGCUUGCGGGAGUCCUAUAAACAGGCCAAGCAGGAUCUCGCCGAAACGGCCAAGGCCCGAGACGAAUACAUUGUCAAGUGCAAGGAUCUUGAGCUGCGGGUUAGCUCGUUCGAAAACUCAACUGCCUUGGAAUUUGAGCUGCAGAGUCUGAAGAAACAACUCCUGGAGGCGGAACUUACGGCCCAGAGACGACAGGAAGAGUAUCAGGCCCUGCUCAAGACAUUCAUGCUCCCCAAAGAAGACGAGCAGAAGGAGCUCGCCAAGAUCAAAAAGUCGGAGCGCAAAUGGCAACGCGAGUGCCAACAGCUCAUUGUUCGCCUCGACCAGGAAAUGUCGCAAAACGAAGAACUCCAAAGGCAACUGGACGAUGAGAUUCUCAAGGGCAGGGAGCUCCGACGCGAGAUCGCCAGUCUAAAGCUGAAGCUACACACCAGCGAAGUGAACUCACAGAUGCCCACACUGCUGGAUGCACCCCAGCCAAGGCACUACCUCCCCAAUCCUGUCGACCUUGGCAUGUUCGACAGGCUGUCUCCAAAGCACGCCCAUAUGGAUCUGAUGGCCGAGUCUCCGGUGCCGAGGGAGCGCAGAGUCGAUCCAGCCUGGGGCUGGUCCCAGAGCCCAGGUCGCGACCACAGCAAUCACGGCUCGCCAACCACGGCGGCUCGGCUUCACUCCUCGAUCAAGGACGACCUCGAGCAAGUCAAGCGCAUGCAGGCCCAAGUCGAGUAUACCCACUCGCUAUUCACGCAUCAGGAAAGCCCAGUCCGCACUCAUCCCAACGACAUACAUGAUGAUCCGGCAUGUAUCAUCGGCGGCCAUUCAAACCAAGGAGAUCGUCCACCGGAUAUCUCGCAUGUUGUGGCUGCCUCGCAGUCGAGACGACUGCCAGAUGCCGUGGUGCCACUCCCUUCAUCAAAUAAUGUGACUCCCACUCUUGAGGCUGGACACGCCGGGGAGACUGCGGCCUUGAUGAACGCAUCCACCCGACACCACAGCAGUGCUCAUGUGCAGCCCAACGAUGAAUCAACAGCACCGACCAGCGCAGAGCCAGCAAAAGUACUUCGCAAUGAACUCGGAGACCGAGAAUUGUCUCUGAAGGAGGAUAAAUACCAAGGCAAUAUCGGGACUGCGAUACAGAGAUGCGAUCAAGCAGCGAUGACCCAGGCAGAGUCCGGCCUGCUUGGAGCCAGCACAGGCAAGCCACAAACCCCACUUCCCGCACAUCAGCAGUCGGUCGCCGGUUUCCAGGGCAUCACAGCCGAGUCUCAGUCUGUGGUAGACAGCAGUCUUGCCAAGAACAGCUCGAUCUCCGAAAAGAACGAUUCCGAGGCGAAUGCACAUGCAGAGGAGCAGCGGAAAAAGGCCGAGCUCGAAGAGGCGCUGGAGUGGGAAAGAGCAAAGCUAGAGCGGCUCAGGCGCGCCGAGGAGCGUCGUCAGGAAGAGGAGCGAGAAAGGGAGCGAGUUCGCCGUGAGAAAGAGGAGCUUGAGCGGCAUGAACAAGAGCAGAAGCUCAAACGUGAGCGCGAGCAAGCCGAAGAACGCGAGCAGCAGAUCAGGUUGGAGCAUGAAGCCAGGGAGCGCGAGGAAGCCGAAAGACUCAAGCGCAUCGAGGACGACAGACUGAACGUCAUCCAGCAGGACCCACUGAUGCAAAAGUACAUGGCGCUGGUCCAGGAGAAGCGCGAGAAGGAGAGCACCAACCCAAGACCCAGGACCAUCUUUGAUUCCUUUGAAGCGGCGGGCAAGUCGUCCCGGAACCCGGCGGCCGAGCCCAUGAGUGCCAGCAUUUCAUCUGUGGACUUUGGUGGGGGCGACACCGAAGUGAGCGCACCAGCAUUCGACGAUGCCACGGACGACAGCCAGGGCUGGUAGCACCCGCAAGUCUCUGUCCUGCAUUGGUGGUUGCAUCGAGAAUGAAAGAAACCAUAGAGUACUCUAGAGCCGUACCAGACCACGACCAUCACUGGUGGCACUCGACAUUCAGUUCAAUAU
Messenger RNA from Polychytrium aggregatum, 2736 nucleotides. RefSeq lists its product as uncharacterized. The transcript is spliced from 11 exons. Gene Ontology annotation, biological process: epithelial cilium movement involved in determination of left/right asymmetry. Gene Ontology annotation, cellular component: ciliary basal body; centrosome. The record is from RefSeq and is a predicted model, not a curated record. Bases 163 to 2616 code for a protein of 817 amino acids. Lineage: Eukaryota; Fungi; Chytridiomycota; Chytridiomycetes; Polychytriales.